Molecule: messenger RNA, 1593 nt
Organism: Adineta ricciae
Lineage: Eukaryota; Metazoa; Rotifera; Eurotatoria; Adinetida; Adinetidae
Source: the annotation of a GenBank genome assembly
AUGCUAUUAUUAUCAAUAACGUUGCUGCUCACAUUAGUGAGCCUUAUUGUUUAUUAUUGUUUCAUCCUACAACAACGAUAUCAAUAUUUUCAUCGCCGUAGUAUUCCUACACCACCUUUUCGCUUCUUCUUUGGACACAUAAAAACAUUAUGGAACGUUCCAUCUUUUCAUCGUCAACUCGAGAGUUGGACACAACAAUAUGGCAAAAUCUAUGGAAUCUAUCAAGGUGCCACUCCCACGUUUGUUGUUAGUGAUCCUGAUUUCCUACAAGAAGUAUUCGUCAAACAGUUUCUUAAUUUUCCUGCACGAAGAGACGUUUUACCAGGAAAUAAAAUUCGAAGUGUAUUUACUUCUUGGGGUGCAACAUGGCGUCGACAUCGCCAUGUAAUCAAUCCGACGUUCUCAGCAGCCAAACUAAAGAUGAUGAGCCCACUGAUCAAUGGUUGCAUCACGAAUGCAAUGGAAAAGUUGGAGGAUCAUGUGAAACGUGGCAAUGAUUUCAACAUAUAUGUAUAUUAUAAGAGAAUGACAAUGGAUGUCAUAUGUCGAUGUGCUUUUGGAAUCGAUACCGAUUUACAAAAUAAUCCAGACAAUAUUUAUUUCAAGAAAGUGGAGCAAAUCUUUGCUCGUAGUGUUCGACUGAAUCCUUUUGCCAAGUUUUCACAACUUUUUCCUAAGAUGGGGCGUAUGUUUGGUGGACUUUUUUUUGCUUUCAAUUCGGCACGAUCGUUCGUUAACAUUCAUAUUUUACCUUUGGUUACCUCGAAGCAACUAAGCGAAUUACCAGGCAUGUGGCUUUUCAAUCGAUUGAAUCCCAUCAUUGAGCAAAGAGAAAAAACACCGACCUCACGAGUUGAUGUGUUACAACUUAUGCUACAAGUCAUGACUGAUCAGAAAAUUCAGGAUGAUAAUUCACAAGAUACGAGCAAAGCUAACUAUCGAUUAACUCGAGAUGAAAUUAUCAGCAAUAUUCUUGCUUUCAUGGCAGCUGGAUAUGAAACAACAUCCACUGCAUUAGCCUUCGCCACCUAUGAACUUGCCACUCAUCCCGAAGUACUCGAAAAACUACAAGCUGAAAUCGAUCAACUUCCACUGAGCAACGAUGAUGCGGACGAAGAAGCCAAACGAUAUCCUGACUAUGACAUCGUUGCACAGAUGCCUUACAUGGACAUGUUCGUAUCAGAAGUGCUUAGAAUGCACCCGAUUGCGAAUGCUGCUGUGCAAAGAUGCGCUGCUACAGACACAACAGUCCAAGGAUAUUUCAUCGAGAAAGAUACGUUGAUACAUGCAGAUGUGUAUUCGGUUCACUUUGAUCGUGAACUAUGGGGACCUGAAGAUCCAUACGAGUUCUAUCCUGAACGUCAUGGAACGAAGCGGCAUCCGAUGGCAUUUUUGCCAUUCGGAGCAGGUCCACGUUUGUGUAUUGGUAUGCGAUUUGCACUGAUUGAAAUGAAGAUUUUACUUGUUCGAAUGUUGCGUGACUAUUCUAUUCAACCAAGUGAUCAACUUCAAACGAAACUAAAUAUUCGUGAACGAGCUGUUACCGCUCCUGAAGAAGUGUGGGUUAAACUAAUACCUAGAAAUGUUUCUUAA